Molecule: messenger RNA, 1383 nt
Organism: Amorphotheca resinae ATCC 22711
Lineage: Eukaryota; Fungi; Ascomycota; Leotiomycetes; Helotiales; Amorphothecaceae
Exons: 3
Coding region: 1-1383 (460 amino acids)
Source: RefSeq, a predicted model, not a curated record
AUGAGCAGCGGCCACGACAAGAAAGCCCGCCGCGCAGCCACCGCAGGCAAACAGGGCAUCAUCGCGGCCCCGCCUCGCGCCGCCCUCAGCGGCCGCUCGAAAGCCGAGGCCUCCUCGCACGACGACAGCGCAUCCACGAAGAGCGCCGCCGAUGGCAAUAACAGUGGCAAUGGCAAUGGCAAUGGCAAUGGCUCGGAAGCCGAGGAGGCAGAGCCGCAGGAUGGCCGCAAGAGGAUUGCCGCGCUGGAGAAGGAGCUCGCGACCCAAGCGGCCGAGUUCGAGCGCGAGCUGGCGCAGCUGGGCAAGAAGAUGAUGGAGGAGUCCGAGACGGCGCGGUUCUGGCAGCAGAAGCACUCGCAGCUGAACCAGACGUUCCUGAAAGCCGACACGGAGCUGCGGCUGCUGCGGCAGGAGGCGGACUCGGCGCGCGGGGCGCGCGAGGAGCGCGAGCGCGAUGUGAAGACGCGCAUCUCGUCGCUGAUGCUGGAUCGCGAUGCCUUCCGCGAGGCUUAUAACGAGGCCAUGGGCGACUUGCGGACGAAGGAGGAUACGAUCAGGGAGUUGCAGGGGCAGGUGUGGGGGCUGAAGAGCUUCGUCAGCACGAGCUCGAAGAUGGAUGAGCAGGUGACGGAUGAGGCGUUUGGCGAACAGAUGCAGAGACUGGGGAAUUCAAUACAGAAUUGGGUCAUCACAAAUUUCAGGAGGGCCAAAAUCAACACUGACAAGGCGAGCGAUGAGAUGCGGGAACACCUGCUCGGCUUGGUGCCUACAUAUGAAGCUCUGGCUGCUACUUCCAAGGUCCAUCUUAUUCAGUCAAUCGUGUCUCGCCUUUUCGUCGACUACAUUUUUGACGAGUACUUUGUCGGACUUCCCAAGGAACGUGCAGAUGAACUGAAGAAUGUCGAAGAAUAUCUCAAUGCUUUUGGCUCAAUCGAGAGCAUGAACCAAUGGCGUUCGACGACCCUUGCCAUCCUCCGGAAAGAGGCACCGCAGAAACUCCAAAGUGAGACAGCGGCAGUCGUAGAAGCUGUAGUGGCCCAAGUAAACAGCAUUCUGUGCUCAAUCAGCGAUGCGCAAAGCUCAGAAGCAAGAGACCAGUCCCUGCGGGCGCUGAUUGGCAGCUCUAUUGACCUAUCUCGGCUACUCCGAGUCCAAAAAGCGGUCUUUAGUAUCGUUAUGCCAUCCAUCGAGGGACACCAGCGAACGAUGUUUGAUGCAGAGAUCAUGGAGGAUAUCGGCGGCGAGGACGAAGAUACUUUGAAUGAGCGGGAAAUUCGCUGUGUGACCUUUCCCGGGAUCAUCAAGUCUGGAGACGAAAACGGACAGAGGGCACAUCUGAGGAAUGUCGUUUCCAAGAUCCGAGUGCUGUGCGCACCUGACUGA